UUAUUGAACAUUAAGAUGACACAAAAGAGAUUCCGGUAAAUAUCAAAAACUUGAGUGCGAUUAACGAAAAUGCCUGAUACCAACCUAACAUUCGCGGCGCUGAAGUGUCCAACACCCGACAGUUUCGACUGGAACAAACGAACCGACCUAGUCCAGGGUAUUGUAUUCACAUUUGUGGGCAUAGCAACUAUUGUACUGAACUUCGUCAUGGCUGCUGUCUACAAAAUUAGGGGAUUUGGAAAACCGACGAAUAGAGCGAUGUUCUGUAUCACGCUAUCUGACGUAGGAGGAGGGUUUGUGGGGCUGUAUGUUGGGAUCUAUCUGCUGGCUGCUAAACGCUGCUGGUUCGAUACAUGGUAUCUAGAUGAGAUAAUGUGUUAUCUGUGGCCCAUGCUGUGGUUGUGCUGCACUUUUGCUACCACCCAACUGGUUCCUCUUAUCAGUAUCAUACGCUUUGUGGCAGUGGUCAUUCCUCUUAAAUUUAACCUGAUGAAAUCGAAGCACGUCAUGCUAGCGAUGUUAGUGUCAGGAGCACUCUCUUCAGCUGCUGCACUAUACCCCAUAUUCUGUGGGGGUUUCAUGAAGAUACCCCAACAAGCCAUGUGCAUAUUCGAUCUUACACAGAGAAGUUUAUUAGCGGCACAAGUUUACGGCUGGAUCUUCAACUUCCUCCCAACAAUAAUCUCCGUGAUAGUGAUCAUCGUAACAAACACCUGGAUCGUCUGCAAGCUCAUGAAGCCGUCAAGAGUUCGGGCUAGAAGACCAUCAAUACCCAUGGCAUCGGUCAUUGGAAACCAAACAGUAGGCAACCUUGGCACGGUUCCUGAGGACUCCAUAGUGAUUGAGAACCGCUUAUCAACCGCUAGUCAAGUGAGAAUAGACAUACCCAGCGUGUCUCAACAGUUCAAACGGAGGGUAACCAAAAUAGAGACCAGAGCAAAGAGUCUUGCAGGCAGAAAAAUUGUGAGCGGCCAAUCCAAAACAAUAUUCUACCUCGCUAUGCUAUACCUGGUCUGCUACGCUCAGAAAGUUUGGAUAUAUGGGUUACUGGUGGCCUGGCCUAAUAAAAAGUUUCACGAACUGCUGCCUCUUCAUAUGUCGACAGAUGCUGCCGAACUUUUCUUCCGCAUAUCAGACUACUGUGUCACUAUUAACUCAUUCCUCAAUCCAAUUAUCUACUUCGCUUUCUCUUCAAGGAUUAGGCGAGAGUUUUUGCACGUGCUGAGUUGCGGAAGCGCGGGGGCUUCACAUAUCACUACAGCGGCCUCUAGGGCUGGUCAGAGCAAUAUGAACACUAACACUAACACUAACAGCAUUAUUAAUUCUCCCCAGGCCAACAGAUCGUAAACAGCAGGGCAACGGAUUGUAAACUUAUUGUAACGUUUUGUAAACAGAUCGUGAACUUAGUGUAACGUUUUGUAAUUGUAAACAGAUUAUAACAUUUUAAAAGCUGAUUGAUAACAGAUUGCGAACAGAUUUUAAACAGAUAGGACUGUGCAAUCGCAAUUAUCGAAUAAUUAUUAAUUCCCCCAAUGUAUUACAGUUGCAUGAUUGAGAAAUUGCAAUUUAGAAAAGUUAAGCAGAAAUUGCGUUUUUCGCCACUAAGUUGUGAACUACACUACAUCUUGAAUACCAACAUUUAACCUUUUAACUUUUGAAGUUCUACCUGAGAUCAGAAUUCUUUUUCUUAAUUUUUGUACUAAGUUGUGAAAAUCAUGAUUAUACAAUUAUAAAGUUAUAUUAUAUAACUUAUUAUUAUUAAACUCUAUAAUUUAUAGAGUUGACAUUCUAUUAUAUUUAUGUAUUCGGUUCGAAGCUGUUUUAUGUUUUG
Messenger RNA from Bolinopsis microptera, 1831 nucleotides. RefSeq lists its product as uncharacterized. The record is from RefSeq and is a predicted model, not a curated record. Gene Ontology annotation, molecular function: G protein-coupled receptor activity. The transcript has 6 exons. Bases 70 to 1347 code for a protein of 425 amino acids. Gene Ontology annotation, biological process: G protein-coupled receptor signaling pathway. Gene Ontology annotation, cellular component: membrane. NCBI's taxonomy places the organism in Eukaryota, Metazoa, Ctenophora, Tentaculata, Lobata, Bolinopsidae.